AUGAGUACCCCUCCUCUAGCCAUGAGAGCUCCUGUUGAGCGCACCGACAAUAUCACCGAGCUGCUGUGGCAGGAUGCCUUGCGUCAUCUCAGAAACACAAACAACGAAGUGCUCCUUCCACUUAACGUGGUGGAUAUCAUCGGUCAGAGGAACGUUGACAAGAUCAAGACUCGUCUGAGUAUGCUUAUCGGGACCCCAACGGUUGCUUUUCUCGAUGAAUCUAUCAACGCACUUCGCAUUCUGCAAACUCCUGCAUUUUCGGGAACUGCGGUAGCACUUGCUGCUCCAAUCAAGGAAUCAGCAACUGAGAUUGAGGCUGCAUCUAUCACUAUCCAGGCCAUACCUGUGAAACAAAACAAGAUCCCUCGUCCCCCGAACGCAUUCAUCCUGUAUCGUCAAAACCAUCAUCCAAAGGUGAAAGAAAGCAACCCAGCUCUCACCAACAAUGAAAUCUCCAUCUUGCUGGGAAAGCAGUGGAAGGCCGAACCUGAAGAGGUGAAGGCCGAGUGGAGAAAACUGGCCGAGGAGACUAAACGCAAGCAUGCCGAAGAGCACCCCGACUAUCAGUACACUCCGCGCAAGCCAUCCGAGAAAAAACGUCGUGGCUCGUCUCGUCCCGAAUCCAAGCCCACCAAGCGGUCUCACACCCCUGCUACGACAAGCACUAAAUCCGAAGUCGGCAGCUCUAUCCCUGAUACCAGUCUUUCCACAAUCAGUGCCGACGCCGAGACACCGAACCACAAUCUCGCGGAACUCGAAAGUGUCGUUAUUUCCGACGAGCCAGCCAUGAUUGGCGGCCCCUACCGCUUCAGCGCCGCUGAGCUCGACAAUCUCAUUGCGGAGGUGGAGAGCGAAAACCAGCGCGCCAUGAUCUUUGCCUCGGCGAACUUCGGCAUGAACGAGAGACUCGCUGGCGAGCCUUUCGAACUGUCGGACUUCCUGGCGGAAAUCUACUGAAGCCAGUGCGUCGAUCGGAAGUGAUGAUGCUCUAGCGACGUCAGAGGAAAGAGCGGCUAGGAAACGGUCUGGAGCUGGCCUCCACACUGGCCCAGGCUGCUCAAGCUCCGUGAUGAUGCUUGGUGCACUCACUGCAUUCGACGUUUCUCUACACGAUCGGGGAUGGGAGACAUGAGAGGGGGGACAAACGAGAGGGAGGGACGGACCGAGGACAAGUCUUCAGACUGACUGGACCCUUUUGUUAACUCUACCAUUUUCCUUGCUAUUUUGCAAUCCUGUAUCUCCACUUCUUUUCGGAUCAAACAAGACUGUACCUUCCACCAGCCCCGAUCUUCUGGAUUCUUCUGAGAGAUUUUAUCAUGAUAUGGUUAAUGGACAGGUUACUCAAAGAAUGUAUCUCAUUUUUAUCUGUUAUCAUGCAUCUGGUCCGAUGGAGAUAGUAUAAAGUGCAUCGAAGUCCGUGGAAACUACAAACGAGUUGCAUAGGAUCAUAGAAAUC
This is a messenger RNA of Aspergillus fijiensis CBS 313.89, 1456 nucleotides long. RefSeq names its product HMG-box domain-containing protein. Lineage: Eukaryota; Fungi; Ascomycota; Eurotiomycetes; Eurotiales; Aspergillaceae. The record is from RefSeq and is a predicted model, not a curated record. Gene Ontology annotation, molecular function: DNA-binding transcription factor activity, RNA polymerase II-specific; RNA polymerase II cis-regulatory region sequence-specific DNA binding. Gene Ontology annotation, biological process: anatomical structure morphogenesis; negative regulation of transcription by RNA polymerase II; cell differentiation. The transcript is spliced from 3 exons. The coding region runs from base 1 to 957 and encodes 318 amino acids.